CCAUUAAUUGAAUUCUUAAGAGUAGCUUCCCCUGUAGUCACCUUUGCCCAUGUCGUCUGCAACUUUCCCCAGAAUGAUGUGAAAACAUCACUGCAGACCCACUCUGGACAUGCCCAUAAUUCCUUAUAAACUAAAUAAUCAGUCAUGAACUUUACCCGACUGUAUGCUUCAUGCUUCUUUGGACGGUCGGUGAUUUUACAACAAGAGGCCAAAUGUCCUUUUUUUAAAAGUCCUAGUAAACGCUAUUUUCAAACUUCUGGAGGAAACGUUCCGUUAGGUCUGACCAAGGACAAACAAGAUGUCGUCAUCAGGGACAACGCAAGCGAGCCUUGUAGCAGAGCAAAGUUUUCCAUCCAUCACGGGCAGAGAAUCUGUCAGUACGAAAGUGUGAGGUUUUCCAGCAGUGUUAGUGACAAAAAAGACACUGUUUCACUGGAAGAUAUAUUCAGUACAUGGAAUCAGCAUCGUGUGCAGUCAAAACUAAAGUCGGUGAAACCGAUCCGCAGUAUAGAGCAAUUCCCGCCCCGUAAAAAUACAAAAUCCUCCGCAGUUCUUGUACCCUUAUGUACAGUGAACAAAGAACCUUCCAUAGUAUUUACUCUUCGGUCUUCUUCAGUAAGAAAACACAGAGGAGAAGUGAGCUUUCCAGGUGGCAAUGUAGAUAAACGGGAUAAAAACGUUGUUGACACAGCACUGAGGGAGACUUUUGAAGAGAUAGGAAUUCAUCCACGAUAUUUUCAUGUCUGGGGAGUGAUGCAGCCAACAAUAAACAAGGCUGGCAGCAACGUAAUCCAUCCUGUUUUAGCCUUCUGUGGGGAAAUAGAUGUUCGUACACUGACAAUAAAUUUGGAUGAGGUGGAAGAAGUCUUCACUUGCAGGAUCCAAGACCUGUGUGACAAAAGACAGAUCAAAUCAACUCAGUUUCGAACGGAUCCUGGCUAUACUCUCCCUGUGUACCUGGGUGGUGUGCACAAAAUUUGGGGAUUAUCAAGCAUAAUUUUGCAUCAGACAUUAAAACUCAUAGCUCCAGGUCUUUAUACUUAUGAACUGAAACAUAUCCCUCCAAUUAAUAGCAUUAAGAAAGUAAAAUAAGUAAUGCGUCGCUUAGAACUCUUCUGUGAUAUUCAAUCAAGUCUUUCAUCUAAUACCGUUGCUGCCUUUCUCAUUAAGAGAGAUUAUGAGUAAAUACACCUUUGUCCGGACAGGUACAGAUGUGGUCAAUAAACAUGCAUGAGAACUAUA
This is a messenger RNA of Pomacea canaliculata, 1242 nucleotides long. Its product is annotated as nucleoside diphosphate-linked moiety X motif 8-like. The record is from RefSeq and is a predicted model, not a curated record. Gene Ontology annotation, molecular function: coenzyme A diphosphatase activity. NCBI's taxonomy places the organism in Eukaryota, Metazoa, Mollusca, Gastropoda, Architaenioglossa, Ampullariidae. The coding region runs from base 145 to 1092 and encodes 315 amino acids. The transcript has 5 exons.